AUGAACCACCGCACUGGGAACAUUGCUGAAACUUGGGAAAAGUGAAAUUCCAGUUGAAUACACAAAAUUCUCAAGACUUUUACAAAUACUUAUAGUAUGCAUUCGAUGGAACAAUAACUUACUCAAAAGUGUCAAUAAAAUCGAAUAAUACGUCAUGAUUUGGAUGAAUUGCGCGCAUAAGCCGCCAAAAUCGGUCCUUCAUUAUCUGCUCUUGACCCUACUUGCACUUCCCAUAUGCCAUGCCGCCGAUACGGCACCGACGAAAAAAACUACAUUGCCGCGCAUAACGAAGCCGCAGCCCACAGUCAUGCUUAGCAACUCCCGAAGAGAAGUGGCGGGGACUUCUACGACAACAGCUCCAACUAGUGAUAGUACCAUCGAAUCAUCCUCAAGUACAAUUCAAUUGGCGCCUUUAAUAUCAUCGACGACUGAGGCUAUUCCCACCGCCGACGGAAGCAACACGAGCAGCGGGAGCUUAGUUCCCGACAUUUGCAUCAAUGGCCUCCAGGUGACCGUAACCAAUGUGGACGAGGAGAAGAUUCUACGCCAGCAGCACGAGUUCAUGCAUAUAAUCGAGGGCGAUGUGAUGUUGAGCGUCCUUACCACAGAUCCUGCAUCGGCACUGUUCGUUAUCAAUCGAGUGAAUCAAGCAAAUCUUAUCGCAGCCGACUUCGAAAUAGGACUGCGCGCUAUUGAGAUCGACAACGAAAAUCUGGCCGAGAAUCUGCUUAUACAAGAGGUGCAAUUUCUGCAGCAGUGUACCCGACAUGCUUUGGGAAUAUUUGUAGACUUUGAUCUGUACAAGCGGAUGGAGGAUAUUAUUAAGGAGCUGGAGUACAACAUCUGGCCUAUACCGUCCACGCGUGCCCUCCUCUUCCCCAAAGUGGCUCAUUUACUCCACCAAAUGCCAUGGGGUGAGAAGAUCGCUUCCGUUGAAAUACUCACCGAGAAUUUGGAGAUAUACAAUGACUUCAUGGAGGCAGUCCGACACGAGCAUAUGUGUCUGAUGCACUUCAAGAGCGAAGAAAAUAUAUACAUAUUUAUUGGCAACAAGUUGGCCAAUCAAUUUAUUGAGAACGGCACGAUAUUUGCGGUGCCAACGGAGCGAACGGAUCGUGAUUUCGUGGCAGAACUGCCCAACAAAUCGUUCAUACUGAUGGAGAAUGAAAUAGAGCUGCGCACCAUCGAUCUGGACCCUACACCCACGUCUCUUGAUGAGGCCCUAAUCGGAAAAGUUGUCUUUCCGGCACGCGUACUGUCCUUUGCCAGUCCCGUCGUCGGUCUCAUGAGCUGGUUACGCAGUUCCCUAGCGAAGCACUGCAAGCGAGAUGAUGACCUCUAUGUCUUUGAGAGUUGUUUUAAUUUCCUCAACUUUAUCGAAGACUGGCGCAGCUCAGACUAUCGCCAGACACACGAAGUCGGGGAGCUGCUAGCUCUGCUUAGAAUGCGUAAACUGGCCAACUCAAUGAACUUUCAAAUGUAUCAGAAGAAGGUGGAGACCGUCGAUGUUAUUACGGGCGAGACGCGCAUGGACCUGCGAGAGAUAGCAGCCCAGAAUUUUGUCACAAAUGUGACCACCUACUACCACUAUAACCGCGACAAUCACACCAGCCUGGAGCUGAAGACCAAAUUCGGCCAAGUGUUCAAUUGUCAGUACAGUGCGGGCGAUAAUAGACGGCACCCCUUUCUGUUCGACGGCGAAUCGGUUAUGUUCUGGCGUAUAAAGUUGGACACCUGGGUGGCAACGGGCAUGACGGCCGCCAUUUUGGGCGUCAUUGCAACGCUGGCCAUUCUGGUAUUCAUUGUUGUACGCAUCUCCCUUGGCGAUGUUUUCGAGGGCAACCCCGUGACGUCCAUUUUGCUCCUCCUCUCCCUCAUACUCGUGUUCUGCUCCUUUGUGCCCUUCUCUAUGGAAUAUGUGGGGGAGCACCUUAACUCGCAUGUGACCUUCGAGGAUGCCCAAAGGCUGAACACAUUGUGCGCCGUUCGAGUUUUUUGCAUGACAUGCAUCUACUGUUUCGUCUUUUCAUUGCUGCUGUGCCGUGCCGUAAUGCUCGCCUCCAUCGGCUCCGAGGGCGGAUUUCUGUCACACGUCAAUGGCUAUAUUCAGACGGUCAUCUGUAUUUUCAGUGUCUGCGUCCAGCUGGGAAUGUCCAUUCAAUUGCUUGUUGUGAUGCAAGUGGCCUCAGAGAGCGUGUCCUGCGAGAGCAUCUACUACGGACAUUGGCUUUGGGGUCUUCUCGCCUACGACUUCAUUUUACUAUGCUGCGUGAUUAGCCUAGUACCCUUCAUUUACCGCUCACAGCGCAACUAUCGCGAGGGCAUUUUAAUUGUCAUCGGAGCAGUCCUCAUAGUGAUUAUCUGGCUGGUGUGGUUUACGCUGUCCCUGUUCGGCGAUGAAUGGCGGGACGCAGCAAUACCUUUAGGUCUCCAGGCCACGGGCUGGGCUGUGUUGGUGGGUAUUCUCAUACCGCGCACAUUCCUCAUUGUGCGUGGCAUUGAGCGCUCGGAUAUUGCGCAGGCCUUGCCUUCGCUGACCUCCCUGGCUUUUGCACAGAACAAUCAAUACGCCUCGGAGCAGAGUGUCUAUGAAUGCGUGAAUCCUGCCAUGCGUCACUGCUCCCAGGAGGAAAUGCAUCAGUCCCCCAGCGAAAUUCCAACACUACCUCUACGCGGAGGAGGGCCUCGGCGACAGCAAUUCUUCGCCAAUCUUCGACAGGCCAAUGCAAAUAUAAAUCCACAGCGGCCACCACCACGUCCGCAGCGAAGUCCUUCCCAUUCAUCGGUCACAUCGCUGCACUCACAGCCCUCCCCAGACAAUAGCAAAAUAACGCGCUUUUGAAUGUUGCAAUGACAUCUACUUCCAUCUUCAUUCUAGUCAAAAAGCUCUAAGAACUUGAGGUAUUCGUACACUACCGAACCAAAUUUAUGAAAAUAAUAAUUGUGCAAACAAAUCAAACGCCACUUAAGACUUAUUCAAUA
Messenger RNA from Scaptodrosophila lebanonensis, 2982 nucleotides. RefSeq names its product protein bride of sevenless (gene boss). The transcript has 6 exons. NCBI's taxonomy places the organism in Eukaryota, Metazoa, Arthropoda, Insecta, Diptera, Drosophilidae. Gene Ontology annotation, cellular component: membrane. Gene Ontology annotation, biological process: G protein-coupled receptor signaling pathway; visual perception. The coding region runs from base 155 to 2842 and encodes 895 amino acids. Gene Ontology annotation, molecular function: sevenless binding; adenylate cyclase inhibiting G protein-coupled glutamate receptor activity. The record is from RefSeq and is a predicted model, not a curated record.